AUGGCGGCGCUGCGCGUCCCGCUCCACGCCAUCCUCUCCCGCGCGGGCCCUUCGUCCGCGCGCCUGCUCCUCCCGCUCCACGCGCACCUGGUCGUGUCGGGCCGCCUCGCCGCGUCCCCCGCCGUGAUCACGUCCCUCGUCUCCCUCUACGCUCGCGGCCCGGCCGCGCUGCACCCGGCCGUCCCGCUCCUCCUCCCGGCCUCCGCGCCGCCCCCGCUGCCCUGCUUCAACGCCGCGCUCUCCCUGCCGCACGCGCUCGCGCUCCCGCUCUUCCGCCGCCUCCUCGCCGCGCACUCCCCCGACGCCUUCUCCUUCCCGCCCCUCUUCGCCUCGGCCCCCGCCUCGCCGAACCUGCUCGCGCUCCAUGCCCUCGCGCUCCGCUUCGGCCUCGCACACGACCUGUUCUGCGCCAGCGCUCUGCUCCGUGCGGGUGCCUGA
This is a messenger RNA of Miscanthus lutarioriparius, 438 nucleotides long. The record is from the annotation of a GenBank genome assembly. NCBI's taxonomy places the organism in Eukaryota, Viridiplantae, Streptophyta, Magnoliopsida, Poales, Poaceae.